Messenger RNA from Eurytemora carolleeae, 1899 nucleotides. RefSeq names its product homeotic protein proboscipedia. Gene Ontology annotation, biological process: regulation of DNA-templated transcription. The record is from RefSeq and is a predicted model, not a curated record. Lineage: Eukaryota; Metazoa; Arthropoda; Copepoda; Calanoida; Temoridae. The transcript is spliced from 19 exons. Gene Ontology annotation, molecular function: DNA-binding transcription factor activity, RNA polymerase II-specific; DNA binding. The coding region runs from base 352 to 1899 and encodes 515 amino acids.
CCAAGAAAAAAUGGGAGAUUUCUAAAAAUUCUGCUAUAGAGAGUGUGUUUUCCUCGUGUCUAUAAAGUGAACACACUGGUGUUAAAUGACUUACUUUCUUUGCAUGUGUUAUGCUUCGCUCAGAUAGAAAAGUAAAGAAGUAAACAGUGAACAAAAAUGUAGAAACGAAAUUUUUUCAAAAAAGUGAACAGGAACACCUGAUCUUAAACAAGAACAAGUACUAGGAAGAUCUGAUCUUGAACAGGAACAAGUACCAGGAAGAUCUGAUCUUGAACAGGAACAUCUGAUUCUGAACAGGAAAAUCUUGAACAUUAUACAAAGACGACCGUGUGUGAAGAAACGUGUGAACAGAUGAUAAACUUGAACGGAGAACCUACUGUGACCCAACCUGACCCAUGGAAAGAUGGUAGAGAGGAAGAGUACAGGAGAAUGAGUUUAAUUGACGAUGCUUCAAAUCAAACAAGGAGUAAACAGGAGCAAUGGACGGAAGCAAAAACUGAAGAUUGGGAGGGAAAAUUGGAUUGGGAGAGGGAGGGGAAGGGAGUUGAAGGUUGGGAAGAGAAGGGAGGAGAAGGUUGGGAAAGAGGAGGAGAAGGAGAAGGAAUAUAUAGUACAGAUCCAAACCUUCAAGAAUUUAUUCCUCAUUCUCUAGAAGAUAAUACUCCACCUCCAGGUUACAUGGGACAUAUAGAGAUGGGGAUGUCUCCGCUAGCAAUGAUGAGUAUGGCAGAGCAGUAUCCCUGGAUGAAGGAGAAGAAACCAGCAAGAAAACCACAAAUUCCAGGAGAUAUGUCAGGCUGGCCUAAGGAGAGAAAAAGACACCCUUCCAAUUCAUUUGCCGACGGCGGAAUGCCAAGGAGAUUGCGUACAGCCUACACUAAUACCCAACUACUAGAAUUAGAAAAAGAAUUUCAUUUUAAUAAAUAUUUGUGCAGACCUCGAAGAAUCGAAAUAGCAGCAGCCCUUGACCUUACAGAAAGACAAGUCAAGGUUUGGUUUCAAAAUCGCCGAAUGAAACACAAACGACAGACGGUAACCAAAGACGACAUCGAUAUCAAAGAUACUAAAUCAAAAAGUUCAGAAUGUGGUGAUCUACCCCCUGGUGCUCGUGAGAGGAUCAAGGAUGAACUAGGAGACUCAGAUAAUGUUAAGAGAGAGGAUGUUAGUGAUCAGGAAGGAAUGGAUUCUGUGAGUUCUCUUGUAGAAAGUGAGUGCGGGGGUACACCAGGGGAUACUCCUGGCACCACCAGGGGUACACCAGGGGGGACACCUGGGGAUACACCAGGCACCACCAGAGGGACACCAGCUCCUUCAGAGAGUACUGCAGAUUCAGAUACUAGGCUGACAGAUUUAUCAUCUAGUAUUAGGUGUGAUACACCUAACAACAGUUCAAAGCUCACAGGAUUACAGUAUAGCUGUGAAAGCAGUCUAAGUCCAAAAGUUCGGAAACCUAGUCAUCUAGUUAAACCAAACCAAACCUCGGGGACCAAUCUAACUCCAGGACUUUCCUUACCUUCUCAAGAUAAUAAUAGAACUUUAUCGUCAGGUUCCACAAGAUCUUCUUGUGAGUUCCAGAACUCGAGUUUUAAACCAGAAUUAGAUUAUUCAGACCCGGGGUAUAAUAGAAGGGUUUACUCCUCCCGGACUACCUCCUACCUUACUCCUUCACCAUCUCCCCGGGGAACCUUUCCACCAACCUCUCCACCUUCUCAUUCAUCUACACCAUACCCAGCACCACAUAGGUAUUCAACUCAAUACUGCUCCAACUACCAGUAUUCUUAUCCUCAGACAAACGGUGGACCUGGGGAUAUCCUGGCUACCCUGGAUACUAUUCUGACCCUCCACCCACUGGAUAUCAUGGAUAUCAAAACUAUACCAAAGGAAAUAUAUUAUAUUUAA